CACACUGUUUGACCUGGAACAAAAUUUGGACAACAGUUACUAAAUUGUUAUUGAACAGAUUUUGCUCAAAGACUUUGAAAUACCCACUUCAACCGUGUGCUUUGGAAAAUGGUAUUCAUAUAUUUCUGUUUAUCAGUGGUUAGGUUUAAUUCUGAGCAAAGAAGUUAGAUGGACAAUUAAAUGGAUAAAAUGACAUACAUGUAGCUGUGGUCACACAGCAGCUACUUCACAAACACAGUAGAAUUUUGUCCGGAAGAAAAGAGUUUGAGAAUAUUGUUUGCUUUCUAUAGAUAGGCGCUUGGUAUAAAUGAAUGUUACUUUGUGUUUAAAAUGUGAUUUUGCAAGUCUAUUUUGGCAACUUUUUAACACAAGAAAAACUUAAUUAUUCUGAAAUUUCAAGUGCCUGAAAAUGAAAUAUGGAAAGGGCAUUAAUUUGAACCUGUCUGAAAAUGUUAGCAGCUCACUUUAUGGGGUGUUUUCUUUCUUUUUAUCUGUUUUAUGAUAUAUUUUUAAAUGCCAAAAUAGACUCGAUUUGUUGUUGAUAUGAUUAAUUGUUUUCCCCCUGUAGAGACACCACAGAAGUGGGAGAUCUUCUCUAUGACUGGAUAUCUCUCGUCGCACCAGGAAUUUAUCGCGUUUUAUCAUUUAAGGCAAACUGCGCACAAUGCAGUUUUAUACAUUAUAGAAGUUUAGGUUCAUGUUAGGUCAUAAUAAAAAUUAAUAUCGCGAUCAGAGGAGAAAUAAAUGCAGGAUAAAAACAACGAGGUUAGAAACAGGUUCAAGUCUAAAUAUCACCCUGAAGAGUUUGAGAGAAGGCAAGAUGAGGUACGACAUGCAUUGAAGCGAAGGUGUGACGUGUUCUUUGAGUUGAUGAAGAAAGGCUACAUGGAUUGUGUUACAUGCGAUACUGAGAAUCAUGAUGUUAUUGUAAAACUGCUAGAUGCAGCUGUGAUACUGAUGGAAGGAGGAGAUGAAGAAGACAUGAAGGUUCUGGAAGAAUCUGAUGAUGAAAUGGACGCCAGCAGGAGCCGCAACAACUCAGAGAGUGUUGAUAAAACGUCUAGUCCAGAGAAGAAGAAAGAGUCUUCUAAGGAUGGCAAAGAGACACCGCCUGAUAAACCAUUAGAAAUCACCAUCAGCGCUGAACAAAAAGAACUUGCUAAGAAAGCUCAAGAAUUUUCCAAGAAGCAACAAGAGGCUCAGAAUGGCAGUGAAGAUGAGCCUAAAGAGGAGCAGAAACCUAAAAAGAAGAAAAGGCACAGGGACAAGCAGGAGUACAGCUACGAGAGUGGAUCAGAGUCUGAAAGUAGUUCUGGCAGUAGUUCUGACAGCGAGCCCGAACCUGCACCUCCAGGAAUGGAGGAUGAGCCCCCACCUCCUGGUAUAGAUGAAGAAAAGGAAUCUGACAAGAAAGAAGAAACUAAGAGAAAAAAUGGUAGGAAGUUAAAAGAUGAAGAGAAGGAUGAAGAUACUAAGGAAAGAAAGAAGGAUGAAGAAAGAGAUCGUGAAUCUCCACCAAGAGAACAUAGGAGGAGAAUGUUACAUAAAACUUGUUCUAUAUUUCUCAGAAAUCUAGCACCAUCUAUCACUAAACAAGAGGUUGAAGCUGUGUGUAAGCGCUACCCAGGUUUCAUACGUGUUGCGUUACAAGAUCCACAACCAGAGAGAAGAUUUUUGAGACGUGGCUGGGUUACUUUUGAUAAAAACGUCAACAUAAAAGAGAUUUGUUGGAACUUAAAUAAUAUUCGGUUACGAGACUGUGAUUUAGGAGCUACAUUGAACCGUGAACUGAAACAGAGAGUGAGGCCUGUAAGUGGAAUUACAGCCCAUAAAAUUCCAGUGAAACAAGAUAUCAAACUGGCUGCCAAAAUUAUUCAGAACUUUGACGAUAAAUGGAGAAUCUGGGACGACCCUGACUCUGAGAAGAAAGAUAGUGAGAAAGAGUUUACCUUGACAGUAAAGAAUCCUGUAUUAAAGAACAUCACAGAUUACCUGGUGGAUGAAGGUAGUUUUGAAGAGGAAGAAUUGCUUGGUAUGUCUGCAGAAGAAGGAGAAACAGAAACUGAACCAGAGAUUCAGAUAGAAAGAGAUGAAACUCUCCUCAAGGUGUUAGAUACGAUGAUCCUGUAUUUGAGAAUUGUACAUUCCAUAGAUUAUUACAGUGCUAAUGAAUAUCCUAAUGAGGACGAGAUGCCACAUAGGUGUGGUAUCAUGCAUGCUAGAGGGGCUCCACCUAGUACCAAAACUACAAAGAAAGAUUUGGAUGACUGGAUCAAAAAUUUUGAGACUAAAGUGAAGCCAUUUGUUGAUUUGCAAGAUAAAUUAGAUGGUGAACAAGCCAAGAAGAUGGGCAAGAAAGACCCAGAGGCUGAAGUGGAGAAAUUUGUGACAGCCAACACACAGGAGUUAGCAAAGGAUAAAUGGUUGUGUCCCUUGUCUGGGAAGAAAUUUAAGGGUCCAGAAUUUGUGAGGAAGCACAUCUUCAACAAGCAUGGUGAAAAGGUGGAGGAAGUCAAACAAGAGGUAGCCUUUUUCAACAACUACCUCGUGGAUCCAAAGCGACCUUCACUUCCUGAACACCCUGGUAACAAGACAGCUGGCGGUCCUCCGCCAGGGCCACAGGGUCAGCAGUAUCCUAACCCUGGUGGUUACGGAGGUCCCCCUCACAUGGGCUAUAACUCCCACAGGGGUGGAGGUGGGCCGCAUAUGAUGAGAGGAGGUUACGGAGGUAAUCACUAUUACCAGCAACCGUAUUCACGCAGGGAACCAAGAGAACAGUAUAACAAUAGGGAGAGAGAGGAACAGCCGAGGAGACAAAACUCAUAUUCUAGACCCUUCAGCCGUGGUUCAGAUCCGAGGAGAAUUAUAGAGUACAGAGAUCUUGAUGCACCGGAAGAUGUCGACUUUCUGUGAACAUUGUUAACCUAGAGACACAUCAGGGACAUCAUGUGCAUUUUCCACUGCCGUCAGACAUUUUGUACAUAUUGAUCUUAUUGUGUUGUUUUUUUUUAAAUAUGGGGAUCAUAUUUUUUCAAGGGGUCAUCAUUCAUUGCUGGUAUAUAUUCUUCAUCAUAAAAGUUAUUUUCGUCAUACCUUGUCACUUACACGAUAAAAACAACAUGACCUUGUGUUUUUUCAGAAGAAUAAUAAAAUCUCAAGUUUAAUAUUUUAAGAAACAGAAAAAUACUGAUAUAUCAUUGAUGUUUUUUUUUUUUCAACCUUAUGGUCAUAUUUUGUAUAUAGUUUUAUUGAACAGAUUUUUAACACUAAAACCAGUCUGUAACAAUGACGUUAUAAUUAAGAUGAAUUUUUUGUGUACAGAUGUACAGGGUUUGUGCCGUAUUGUCACUAUCUGCUCCACUAUUUCUGCUACAGAAUCAUGAGAAAAAUACAGCUUCAGUCAAUAG
Molecule: messenger RNA, 3407 nt
Organism: Mercenaria mercenaria
Lineage: Eukaryota; Metazoa; Mollusca; Bivalvia; Venerida; Veneridae
Product: serrate RNA effector molecule homolog
Exons: 18
Coding region: 745-2913 (722 amino acids)
Biological process (GO): primary miRNA processing; mRNA processing
Cellular component (GO): nuclear body
Molecular function (GO): nucleic acid binding
Source: RefSeq, a predicted model, not a curated record